AUGACUGAAAUUAAGAAGAUUCAUUCCCGUUCACCUUCUCCUAUUAGAGAAAGUUUCGAAUCUAAAAAGAUUAAAGUAGAUUUACCUGUGACUGGAGAAGAAACUAAGUAUUUAUUGAUUAAACAACUCGAGUACUAUUUCUCAGAUGAAAACCUCAGAACAGACUCGUUCUUCCAAAAUACAAUGCGUUCAGACCCCAAAAAUCGUCUACUUGUAUCCUACCUUUUAAAUUGUUCGAAAAUCAAGAAUUUGGGCAUUACUAAAGAAGAAGAAAUAAUAGAUGUACUUAAGGGUCAUGAGAUGAUUUUUGUUGAAUUCAACGAGGAUGGAAAGGCAAUGAUUAAACUAAACAAAAACCUGCCCAAUCUGGAGCCAAAGAAAAAAACAAAAGAAAAGAGUUCUUCAAUAAAUGGUAAAGAUCUUCAUGCUGGAGGUUGUAUUUUAAAGAUAACAAACCUUCCGGAAACUGCCUCUUGGUCAACCGUUAAAGAUUCUUUAAAAGAGAAACUUAAAGAUUUACAGCCUGAAAGCCAGAAUUUAAUAAGAUACGUUUCUCAAACAACUCAGGAUGGUACAUGUUUUAUUUUACUUAAGCCAUUUAAAAAUGAUCAAUUAAUCAUUAAAAAUAUGGAAUUAACUCUUGGUGAAGAAAACGUUCCUAUUUCAUUGGCAAAUCAAGAUGAGGCAAGGAAAAUAAUAAAUUCAGUUUUUCCAAAACACAUACAAAAGGAAAGAGAAAAGGAACUCAAUAAACAGAAAAUGGCAUUUACAGCAAUGCCUAUAAUUGUAGGUGGUCAAACAUUUGCGUCAAUAGAACAUUUAAGGCGUUGUAUUAAAGAAGUUCUAGAGCAAUCCGAGGUUAAUACUACUUUUGAAAAAGACAGUUUAACAUACAAAGUUCUUAUUUCAAUUUUGGACUAUCAUCCAAGACGUGAGGAGAAAAUCAAAGGAAUUGAAUCAAUUUGUAUCAAGAACCACGAAAAUUCCUCUGGCAAAGAUGAUUUAUGUAAUAAGUGCUUCUACAUUAUCAGAAAAUCCCCAGAUGGUAUUGAAGAAUUUGAAGAUUUCAGUGUAAAUAAAUGCCUGCAACAAUUGUCUAGAAACCCUCCAUUAUCGUCAAAAUCAGAAGCAUUGGAUGAAACUGGCACUUCCAAAUGUUGUUAA
Cryptosporidium ubiquitum is the source of this 1164-nucleotide messenger RNA. Its product is annotated as RNA-binding protein. The transcript has a single exon. Bases 1 to 1164 code for a protein of 387 amino acids. The record is from RefSeq and is a predicted model, not a curated record. NCBI's taxonomy places the organism in Eukaryota, Apicomplexa, Conoidasida, Eucoccidiorida, Cryptosporidiidae.